AUGGCGGCCGUCAUCCUUGACGACGUUUUGCCCGCCUUCACUUAUGGAGGCGGAAGCUGGUCCACUACCAGGAGCUCGACGAGAUACGGAGGUAGCGCGACACUAUGUCCUAUUACUUCUCCCACUGGUGAGAUGAAGCCGCCGGGUACGAUUUCGUUGAUGUUUGAGGGUACCUCUGUGGCAUUCUUCGGAAUCACCCCUCCCGUGUUCACGGACUCCCAAAUUGUAACCGUAUCCAUCGACGGCGGUACGCCCUACAACUCGACCUACGACGACUCCAACCCCCAAUCUUACCGGCAGUGGUAUCAAUCUCCAAUACUCCCAGACGGGCAGCACAAUAUAUCUUUAACACACGUCGAAGGCACCGAGUUGGAUUUCGCGGUUGUUACUGUGCCGAAGGGAAGAGUCGCGUCGCUUGUGGACCAGCAGGUUAUCGUGGAUGAUACGGAUGGCGCGUUCACUUACAAAGGCGCUUGGAAGGUGAAUACGACGCAGUUCGCGGCGGGGACUAUUCCUGGGGGCUUGCCGUAUGGGAAUAGUACGCAUAGGACGACGACGGUUGGGGAUACGUUUACUUUUCAGUUUUCUGGCACCAGUGUCUCUGUCUACGGAGUAUGGAACUGGGGAAACCUCGAUGGGAACCUCUCAGCGACAUAUACCAUCGACGGGAGUUCUUCUUACUCCCAAUCGUACACCGCUUCAGCAUCACCAGCCUUGCAAAACGGUGACUUGCCCAAUUUCCUGCUGUUCAACAGCGGUACUUUGUCAAGUGGCAAUCAUACACUUGUGGCGAACCUUACGAGUUGCGUUAAGCAAGCGUGGAUGAUAGAUUAUGUCACCUAUUCCCCUUCGGCGUCGACGACAACUUCAACGACGAAUGCAACUUCGACGUCUUCAAGUCACCCUGCGACUGCUGCUAAGAAAGCUACACCCAUUGGUGCUAUUGCCGGUGGUGUGGUUGGGGGUGUAGUGCUUUUACUUGUGAUUGUCGGCUUCUCCUGGUUUCGAAGUCGAAAAUCCAAGAAGCAGGACCAAAACACGGAUUCUACGAUUGAUACGCAGCAGGCUGUCCUGACGUUGGACACUCCCAGUACACCCACCACUUCGAGGUUCACUGGUAGCAGCAUUAUAUCACCAUUCUUGAAUGCCCUAGCAGCUCGAUCGGAGUCUCGGCGAGAAGCUGAAAUUAACCGGAAACGCCAAACAUCAAGUACUAUACCGCAGGAUCCGUCAGUCCAUAAACCGGGAUAUAGGCCUCCAGGAGUCACUGGGGAGAGUCCUACAGAUACCACUGCUGGCGAAGUUGGGGGUGUGGAAAUUGGAGGUGUUCCUCCACCUGCGUACGAGGGUUAA
This is a messenger RNA of Laccaria bicolor S238N-H82, 1353 nucleotides long. RefSeq lists its product as uncharacterized. Bases 1 to 1353 code for a protein of 450 amino acids. The record is from RefSeq and is a predicted model, not a curated record. NCBI's taxonomy places the organism in Eukaryota, Fungi, Basidiomycota, Agaricomycetes, Agaricales, Hydnangiaceae. The transcript is spliced from 4 exons.